Messenger RNA from Xenopus laevis (African clawed frog), 3728 nucleotides. RefSeq names its product DBF4 zinc finger B L homeolog (gene dbf4b.L). Gene Ontology annotation, cellular component: nucleus; Dbf4-dependent protein kinase complex. NCBI's taxonomy places the organism in Eukaryota, Metazoa, Chordata, Amphibia, Anura, Pipidae. Gene Ontology annotation, biological process: regulation of cell cycle phase transition; positive regulation of nuclear cell cycle DNA replication. Gene Ontology annotation, molecular function: protein serine/threonine kinase activator activity; nucleic acid binding; zinc ion binding. The record is from RefSeq and is marked provisional.
AUGGCCAGUGUGAUCUCUGUUCUGCAUGGUCAGGUGAUGCAGCAGGACGAUGAACCCCCAUUGGCCAAGAGACGUCGCUGCAGGGAGAUCACCUUUGCGGGGAAGUCGUUCUACCUGGAUGUGCCGGCCAACAGACAGACGCAGCUCCUGACUAAAGCCAUCGGAAGACUUGGAGGGAUCAUCGAGAGCUUCCUGAGCAGAGAUGUCGACUAUGUGGUGACUGGCAGCAAGAAAGCAGUGGCCAGUGUGAGCUCUGUGGCUACUAGAAGAGGAGAAAAGUCCCAAAUCCAGGCUGCGGAACGGAAGGAGCCCAUUCACUGUAGCCGUGGGAAGCAGCUUCUGAAGAAAGUCGUCCAUAGUCAGGAGUGCAACAGCGUCCUCACCAACGCACGUUCUUGGGGAGUCACGGUUCUCUACGUGGAAGAUGUUGUAAGUUAUAUAGAGCGUCUGGAGCGACCUCCCUCUCGUGGAAUCCAGAAUAAAACGGCAGAGGGCCGAGCUGCAGAUUCUACAAGGCCAAGUCUGAAAAUUGCGAGACUGAGGAGCCCGUUCAUAAAAAUUGAGGAUCAGAGCAGAAAGUUUCGCCCUCUACAAUGCACUUUUACAAGCUUCCCAGAACUCUCGUUUGUGUGUUCCGAUAAGAGCCCCUUUGAGACCGUCCAGACAGUCAAAAAGAAGGAUCCUGGUGAUCAGGAGGAGGAGGAAGGACAAAGAAGUCAGAAGCCCCAAGCAAGGAAAAGAAAAGGUUAUUGCGAGUGCUGCGAGGAAACCUUUGACGCCCUGAGUGAGCAUCUAGUUGGUGAGCACCACUUCCGAUUCGUUUCCAAUCCUUUGAGUUACAAGAUGAUCGAUGACCUUGCUGCCCAACUUACCUGUGACCUCAUGGAACUGCCUUUUGGGUCACCCACAAGCCCAGAAGCUGAAAGAUCUUCCCAAAAUGAGGACUGGGAUUUGGAUCUGGCACCUGGUGAGGCAGAGCCUGCAGGGAAUGAGGGACAUGAGCUGGGAAUCCUUAAGGCUACAAGGUUGGACAAGGAUGGACAUGCUGAUUGUGAAGAUCAAGGUGCUCCUGCGUAUUUAAGGGACGGUGGGGCAGAAGGACCAGAUCAGAGAUGUGGUGAAAUCCCAUUGGCCAACAUAGAAGUUGAUGUUUACAAUGUCUGUUCUUUUGAUCAACCUGUUGUCACGUGUACCAUGGAGCUGCCAGAUGUAAGUGCAGAAGGCAAGAUCCAUAGUAACUUGUUAGGCAGUACUGUGGGUGAUGAGCGGGUGCUGCAGAGGACUAAUGGCACGUGUGAGCCCCACAUAGACCUGGCUCUUGGGAAUGGAAGAGAACUGAAACAUGCAGAGCUACAGAAGGAUCCAUUAACAAAAGAUUCACAACCAGAGCUACUUUCUACUGCACAUGAACAACUUCCUACCAGUGCUCCGUGUAUGCUACUAGAGGGAGCAUCUGUUGUGCAUUUUCCAUCUCACGGUGGUACCGUCGGGUCACAGGGUGAUGUGACAUCCCAUUCAGCUGCUAAUAAGCCACACACUGAGAACUGUCCGGUAGAUUCCACAGGUGACCGUCACGCAGAACCAGCUGGGAGUGAUGCCCUUGCCAUGUCUUGUGUAAUUCCCACUCUGGAUAAUGGAGGAAGACACGUGGAUGCCACAAUGCAGUCACACUGGGAGGUGCCGUUGGGAGGUACCACUGAUACACUGCUUAGUUACAGCACUACAGUGACUGUUGGGGAGCUGGGCCCAGAAGCUCACAAUCCCACUCCAGAACAACAACCACUGCUCAUAUCUACUUGUUCAUCCAUUACCACUGUUUGCUGCACGGAUACAGAGUUUAAGAGUUGCACCGUGAGUGUUCAUUCCACGUCCCACUCUCCGCCCAAUCAGAAUGUGAAAAGUAACCAAACCCCAUCUUUGCUUGAAAUGGACCUUGCCAACCCGAACUGCCACAGAGCCAAACGGAAACACUGGGAUUCACUUCUAUCCCCUCCAGGGAAAAGACCCACUAGCCCUUCCCACUGCCAAUCUUUGACAUUGCCCAUGUGGCUUUUAUGCCAGUUUCCUAAUUAUGGGCAGCAGGUACAGGUGCCUGUGUGGGCAGAUUUGUGCAAGUGGGAUGGCACAGCGGCAGUAGAAGAGGGGACGGUUGAUUGCAGUUCUUCUUCUACUCUUCCUAAACUGCACCAGGACAGUUUCUCUUCUGAGUCCGACUGGGACGCCCACCUGCCAUCUUUUUUCCAGAAUAACCCACAGCAGAGCUUGCAGUGUGGGGAUCUGAGGACAGCCCAGGUUACCCUUAAUGAGAGCUGGUAUGGGAAACAGCUGUGCAACAUACUGACCCAUGAUCCAUAACCUCUGCAGCGUUAUCCAGUUGUAACUGUUGGGAAAGUUGAUGGAGAAGGUACAAUUGACCAUGUGAACUGCAAAAACCCAUAAUGCUAAAUGUCCCCUUUUUGUUUUUUAGUAUCCAUUUUGUUCUUCGUCUUUCUGUCCCUUUAUGAGUUAUUUUGUGAGUGUUUAUCUUGCACAAGUGCCUUCUCUUUUCUGCUUUGUGGAUCUCCCCACCCCCUUCCUUCCGGAAUGGGUAAGUCAGAUGGAGACCUCUGCCUCUGCCCAGAGCUCUUAACUGCUUCUUAAUGACUUAAUGGGUUGAAGAAGUUUUUAGAUGGAAUUGAAAUGCCUCCUCCAAUCGUGCCAGAAUCACCAAGCUAUGAACUCAUCCUGUCUACAAACUGAUCCAAUGCCUUCAGCAAAGAAACAUUAAUGGCUCUCGCUCUCUCACUGGGAGCAAAAUGGGCCCUAAAGUUGCAUGUGAAUAUGUUUAAACAGGCAGGUCCUGUUUUUUCCUGCAUGUGUGUCUUGAGACCCCUUUGUUGGGAUUUGUAGUUCUGCCCCAGCUGAGACGGGUGGAACAGGAUAGACAUUCCUGACCUACGGUGCCCCCUUGGGCCAAAGGUCACCCAUUUAUAAAUAGCAGCACAUGGGACUUUUUUGGGGGCCUGUCAUGCUAGCAUAUUGUUGUCAUGUGAGCUUAUUUUAGUUGAAAUCAACAAUAGUUAAAGGACAAGGAAAGGCUUAAUCACUGGGAGCUGUUUGGCACCCCAAGGUAAUAAUAUAAGGAUUGCAGUGCCGCCAUUGUGUUUCCUGCUCCAGGAUUCUUGCUACUGCCCUGGGCUGUACUCGUGCAAUAGAGCAAAACUUUAGCUCUCUUACACCAGCUACAAGGUGCUGGUGUGUCACCCAGGGUCAUAACUGAGCACCCCCAAGUGAUGAAGCCUUUCCUUCUCUUUUAAUAGCCAACUCAACACUAGAAGUCAAUUGCUUUUGUACUCAGAAAUAUCUGGUUGGACAUACCAUCGGUAGCUUAAGUUACUGAUGCACUAAGCAUCUCCGUCCGUUUCUCUGCUCGUUUCCAUGGACCAGUGAGAGGCUUGUAUUUAUACAUCACAUUUUUAGACAACUACGUUUUAUUGGAAACUCAUUUUGGCCAUACAGUAAUAAAAUCGGCAUUACCAGGAUAGCCGAACCCAUCUGAAACUGCAGUUGUUGAUUGACUGUGGCUGCUGGGAGUUCAUCUAAUACGUAUGUAUCCCUAAGAAAGGAACAGCCCAGUAGUAGGCACCAUCUAUACCUCUACACAUUGUAACUUCUCAGUGCAUUUAUUACCAACCAUGCUAUGUAUUUUAUUGAAAGUUUGUUUGCUAUGAAUAAAAUGUUUUUUUUUU